Molecule: messenger RNA, 1785 nt
Organism: Symbiodinium sp. CCMP2592
Lineage: Eukaryota; Dinophyceae; Suessiales; Symbiodiniaceae
Source: the annotation of a GenBank genome assembly
AUGUCAGAACUUCACAAGCUGAUUUCGGGCCACAACCUCAAUGUCAUGUUCCAAGACACUCGCAAAGAAGAUGCCAUGAUCGCGGCUGUAGCCGCGCCAAGGGGUGCAAACACCACAGAAAUGCUUGCGUUCCAAGCGCAUGUGAAAGCGAUGUUGAAGGAUGGUGGGUAUUACGCCUUGCCGACAAGCAUCCUCCCCGAUGGGUCAACCCAAUACCUCUUGGUCCAGUUCGUAAGCAGUAAGCCUGAGGCAAAAAAGUAUAUGGAAAAGAUUCUGCAAUGGGGUCAGGACAUGUGGCAUGAGCAAGCAGCUGUCACCACUUUAGGGUCUGUGGUUGUGCAACCCCAAGUCACGUUACUGGAUGACAUUCCCAGUGAUGCCUUGGUGCCUCUUCCUGCAAAUGCGACCGCUUCAGUUGGAACUGUGGGCACGAUGGAGCCCGUUUCCAUCGCAGGCUUAUUUAAGUACGGCUUCGAGCAUGUUUAUGAAUUCCAGGAUGUGGGCCAUGUUUGCGAAGUUUCAGAAGAAGCUGUAAACAAUGCGAUUGAGGAUGACGAAGAAGAGCCUGAAUUGGAGGAGGCUCUGUGUACUCACGUGUCCAUCGCUGGUGAUCCCCUCCGCAUGCAAGCGGUCUUCGAAGUUUGCAAGCAGGCUUUGCAAACCGGAUUGCCGCUCGCAGUGUCCGAAGACAGCCGCGAAAGCGUUGACUGGCUAGUGUCCCAUGAUUUGGCAGCACGCACGUUGGAUGGUCGCAUGGUGCUUUUGAGCUCUUGCAUGAGAAAUGUCACACACCUAGCCUCCCCGGUUCUCCUCACCCAUCCGGAAGACGACUCUGCCAACAGCACUUGGGGCUUGCGCAAGAAGUUGUGUGAACAGGGGUGGACAUCUGGGGUUGCGUCAGCUGCGUCGGCCCGCGACAAAAUUUUUAACUCCAAGAACCCGGCCAAGUCUUAUUACUGUCUUCUUCUGCGCUGCUUUGAUGAUGUGUGCCGGUGGGAAGAGCAGCGUGCAUUUUCUCAUUCAGUUCUCUGCAGUGGAUACUACGAUGCAGUAUCGUCCGCCAUUGACAAGGUGGCAGCGAUCCCAAAGAACAUGACUGCCAAGGGUUAUGUCCAACUGGCCAGCUUCUUUCAGGGCGAGCGACAAACUGACCCACGUGAAGAGAAGCUGUUGUUCAGGUGCACAGCCAAGCAAGGCAUUCGGCGGCAUUCUACACGAGUGCAACCGAAUGCAAAGAGAAAGGCAUCAUCCAAAAAAAGGGCACUCGAAGCGCAGUCUGAACCUGCGCCCGCACCACCUCCAAUCGUGAUUGAAGACGAUGACGAUGAACAGCAACCGACGCAGGGUGCACUGUUGCCGGCUGCCUUGUUGACAGAGGGGUCGCUGAGCUGUUUGGGGCACGUGUCCGAUCCCGAGCCCAUUGUCGCAGCAGCAGUGGGGCCACCAGCAGGACAGAGCGAGCCGGCGGGUGGAUCAAGCGCCGUGCCUGUUCCGCCAAUUGCUGCGCGACGGCAGCAACGCCCGCCACCUGUCGACAUCGAACGGAAAGUCUUCAAUGAUGGACAUCGUUUAGUCGUUUCCUUGGUAUUGCCCCAUCUUCGGGCGAUCAUGCUGGAUCCAGAGACUUGCAGUCUUCAGCCCAGACAGCAAGUGCACCGGGCACUGGUGGCUGUGGAUUUGCAAGGGGACAGAUUCUGGGGUGCAAAUGAGACCUAUUCUCGCAAACGUACUGUAGAGGAUUUAGUCCUCAACUUCUACUUUGACGAAGUCAAAAGAGCGCUGUGA